GGGGAGUACAAAUUCCUCGAUACGCAUUAGCGGGGUACACUUCGGGGGUCUUCAUUUUUCCGAGUGCGAGAACACCGGACGUCCGCCGACACCGAUUUUGGUUUAAAUCGCGCUCUUCCUGCAUCAUCUCUGUACAUCACUGCGAGUUGUAUUCGUCCUAGAUCACUUUUCACGUGGAAGCCACGCGAUCAAGUUUGCACAAUGUCACCCUCUGAAGUCCCUCACCAGCAGCCGGGUCAAGUCUCCAACCUCCCUGGGCUCACGACAUAUAUAACCGGCCAUGAUCCGAAGACCGGGAAAGCCAUCGUACAGUCUAAACGCCCGGGAACAUGGUCAUCCUACGAUGACAAGCUCAUGGGCUUCAACGUGGCCUACACCACGUCCCAAUUCCCAGCCUCGCUGAACGGCGAUGCCGACCUCCGCGCCCAUGAUGCUCUCACCGCCACCAAGAAACUCGGACUCGUCAACCCAGGGGGCACAGUGUGUCGUAUCGUGGACUUUGCUCCUGGUUUUGAAUGCAUGAUGCACCGAACGCAGAGUCUGGACUACGGCAUUGUGCUAGAAGGCUCGAUUGAGCUGGUGCUGGAUUCGGGGGAGACGCAAACGAUGCAUCGAGGAGAUGUAGCGGUCCAGAGAGCAACUAUGCAUGCUUGGCGCAAUCCAAGUAACGACGAGUGGGCGAGGAUGGUUUUCGUCUUGCAAGACUGCGAGAAAGUGGUGCUUGGGGAUACGGAACUGAAGGAGGAUCUUGGGAGGGGCGUGGUGGGGCUGCCGUCGAGCGGGAAUGACAAGUAGCCAAGUAAAUUUGUGUGUUAAACUUGAAGGAUUCAGUCAAUGGAUACGGAAAUGUCGAUGUUCUGAAUCGUUCCCAUGCAGGUUCCCGUUCGCAUGAAACAACUCGCACGUUUACGGAUGAAUUGCUUCACGUAUGUAUGUCAAAAGUCUUACCCUUUCAAUGGACCCCGGAGGCGCGAAUUCCAUAGAAUAAUAUCAUUCGGUUUCACCGGAUUUAAGGAACAUUUCCCAUGAUAUAAAAAGGGUUGAAUCGUCAAAUGAUUGACUAUCUUCAAAGGGCGAUUCGUUUCAAAAGGGGUAUGAAGGAAGGACCAGAUUCUCGUUUCACUUACACUUCUCUUU
Molecule: messenger RNA, 1137 nt
Organism: Hyaloscypha bicolor E
Lineage: Eukaryota; Fungi; Ascomycota; Leotiomycetes; Helotiales; Hyaloscyphaceae
Exons: 1
Coding region: 202-795 (197 amino acids)
Source: RefSeq, a predicted model, not a curated record